This is a messenger RNA of Emiliania huxleyi CCMP1516, 651 nucleotides long. RefSeq lists its product as hypothetical. NCBI's taxonomy places the organism in Eukaryota, Haptophyta, Isochrysidales, Noelaerhabdaceae. The annotation marks the transcript as partial. The transcript has a single exon. The record is from RefSeq and is a predicted model, not a curated record.
GUGUUUGUGGCAGACUACAGCAGCCACGACAUCCGGCGUGUGGAGGUGGCGACGGGCGAGGUGACCACGCUUGUAGACAGCCUCGACGCCGAUGAAGCAGCGCAGUUCGACGGUCCAGCCGCCAUCGCCAUCAGCCCAGACGGCAGCGCGCUGUUUGUGGCGGACUCCGCCAACAACAAGAUCCGGCGGGUGGAGGUGGCGACGGGCGCGGUGACCACGAUCGCGGGCAGCGGCGAGGAUGGCAGUACAGACGGCGUUGGCGGCGCGGCGCAGUUCUGCAUCCCAUGCGGCCUCGCAAUCAGCCCGGACGGCGGCGCGCUUUUUGUGGCGGACAGCAGCAACGACAAGAUCCGGCGGGUGGAGGUGGCGACUGGCGAGGUGACGACUGUCGCGGGCAGUGGCAUGAUGGGCAGCGCCGAUGGGGUGGGCGACGCGGCUCGGUUCGAUUUCCCGAUUGGCAUCGCCAUCAGCCAAGACGGCAGCGCGCUGUUUGUGGCGGACUAUGAGAACCACAAGAUCCGGCGGGUGGAGGUGGCGACGGGCGCGGUGAAGACGAUCGCAGGCAGCGGCACGGACGGCAGCGCUGACGGCGUGGGCGACGCGGCAGAGUUCGACGGCCCAGUCGAAGUCGCCAUCAGCGCCGACGGCAGC